Messenger RNA from Hansenula ciferrii, 954 nucleotides. RefSeq names its product histone acetyltransferase (gene SAS2). The transcript has a single exon. The coding region runs from base 1 to 954 and encodes 317 amino acids. NCBI's taxonomy places the organism in Eukaryota, Fungi, Ascomycota, Saccharomycetes, Phaffomycetales, Wickerhamomycetaceae. Gene Ontology annotation, molecular function: histone acetyltransferase activity. Gene Ontology annotation, biological process: regulation of DNA-templated transcription. The record is from RefSeq and is a predicted model, not a curated record.
AUGUCGCACAAGUUGGAUGUUGAAGAUGGGCUCUACGGGAUCAUAGAGUCGCCCAAUAUCUCGAGAAUUCGCUUCGGAGAGUACGAAUUGAACACCUGGUAUGGGAGUGCAGUGUAUUUUGCUAAAGACAAGUCUACACUGGGGUACAAAUACAAUCCUACUGGAGGUGCUGGUGGUGGUGCUGGGAGAAAGAAAUCAGAUGUUAAUAAGGAUGAUAUUUGGCUAGAAAAGCUGUUUAUUUGUGAUUCAUGCUUCAAAUAUACCGAUGUUAAACAAGAAUUUGAUGAUCAUGUACAAUCAUGUGAAUAUGAAAAUAAACAAUUGGGUAAAAUCAUGUAUAAAGAUGAGAAAUAUUGCAUUAGGAAAGUUAGAGGAUCACAUCAUAAACUUUUCACACAGAAUCUAUGUCUUUUCACUAAAUUAUUUUUAGAUAAUAAAUCAGUAUUUUUCACUGUGGAUUAUUUUGAAUUUUAUAUUGUUUAUGGAUCACAAAAUAAUAAACCAAUGGGAUUUUUCUCUAAAGAGUUACUUUCAUGGGAUAAAAACAAUUUAGCAUGUAUCUUGGUGUUCCCACCAUAUCAAAGAAUGCACUUAGGUACAUUAUUAAUUUCAUUUUCAUAUGAAUUAUCAAAAUCUCAAAAUUUAAUAUCAGGUCCAGAAAAACCAUUAUCACCUUUUGGUCUUAUAGGUUAUUUAAAAUAUUGGACAUCAAUUUUAACAAGAGAAUUUGUACAUGGGAAAUUAUCAAAUAAUGAAACUGUUACAUUAGAUGAAGUUAGUAAAAUUACUGGAAUACGGCAAGAUGAUGUUGUAAUGACUUUAAAACAUAUGAAAGUUUUAGUAAUGAAGGAUCAAAUAAUUUAUAUUAAAAAGAAAAUUUUGGAAGAUUGGGCAAAGAAAAAUAAAGUUAGUUUUGAACCAUUACUUAAAAAAGGUGGACUUCUACUUGAAUGA